AUGAAUUGGAUAAUGUCUGCCCCAGUUACUGCUACACCAUCCUCCUCCUUGCUUAACGACCGUUGGGACGUUGUAAUUUCCAACACAUUGGUAAAGACCGGUCUUGGUUUCGGGGCUGGUGUCCUCGCCAGUGUUGUCCUUUUCAAGAGAAGAUCCUUCCCAGUCUGGCUCGGUGUUGGUUUCGGUCUUGGUCGUGGUUACGCCGAGGGUGAUGCUGCUCUUAGAUCACCAACUGCCGGUGUUAGAACAGUCAAGGCUUAAGGAGAGGGAAAGGCCACAUGCCACAUUUGAUAAGUUGAUCCAAGCAGAUGAGUUUAUGACCGCACUAUAGACAGACACCCAGGAAAAACAAAACAAGUGACCUGUUCUGUAUUGUGAUGUAUAUCAUUGACCAUUACAUAUGGUCUUCUUUCAAGAAGAAAGGGAG
Messenger RNA from Williopsis jadinii, 427 nucleotides. RefSeq names its product Mic10p (gene MIC10). The transcript has 2 exons. Gene Ontology annotation, cellular component: MICOS complex; mitochondrion; mitochondrial inner membrane. Lineage: Eukaryota; Fungi; Ascomycota; Saccharomycetes; Phaffomycetales; Wickerhamomycetaceae. The coding region runs from base 1 to 261 and encodes 86 amino acids. The record is from RefSeq and is a predicted model, not a curated record.